CGAAGUUUGUUUUCGUUCUCUUGCUGUUUUCCGUUACACUUGCUUUCCUACGCCAGUCUUCGUGAUCUGUCGUUCCAUUCUGAGUACAAGCCCAUAAGAUGCGCGGUAUCUUCUUCGCAGCAUCCACGCUGGUUCUCGGCAUCGCUUCCUUUCGGGCGACCGAUGCCCAGGACGUCAGCUGCCAGUUGGUUCGUCAACCCAAUGGCAGCGUUGAAUACGUAUGUGACCAAGUAAGGGAGCCAAUGCGGCCUCCCCUCGUCCCAGACGGCCAAACCUAUCAACAAGGCCCGGUAGAAAAGUACUACCUUCAACAACCGGCGGAAGAUGUGAAUGCAUCGGCAAACGCUACCAUUCCAAUCUUACGUCGUGUAGGCGUCCCGCCAUUUGAUACUCCUCUACAGGCUUGCCAAGGAAGCUGUGGAAGUGACGCAGAUUGCGCGACUGGACUCGUGUGUCUUGAUCAGUUGGAUCGGCCGCGAGAUGGAAGCGUCCAAGGAUGUUCCGGUAACGGUCGCCUGACUAUGAGCGUGUGUGUGGUACCGGGUUCGGAAGUUGAUCUCAAGAUUGGAUCGUUGUCGUUAGAAAAGUGCCAGGGGACCUGUUCUUCAGACGAUGAUUGUGCUGGUGGCCUCGCUUGUUUCCGGCGCCAAGGAACGGAAACCGUACCAGGUUGUCUCGAACGUGAUGUGAGCGAGUCUAACUUCUGCCAUGAUCCCAACGAAACCUUGGCAAGAUUAGCUUUCGUGGGUGCGGCCCCUCACUCACAGUCAUCGCUACUUCCUACAUGCUCUGGAUCCUGUUCAUCAGAUUGGGACUGCGUUCGCGGCAGUAAUUGCUUUCGUCGAGAUGGCACGGAAUCCGUUCCUGGAUGUGAAGGAAGAGGACUCAGUGGAGCCAAUUAUUGUUACAUUGCUCCGGAGGGGUCUUUGCUUCUGGUCGGCGAUGGUGUAACAUACAUACAAUAUCCAUUGAGACAAUGCGAAGGACAUUGUAUUGCCGAUAUCGAUUGCGAAAGUGGUUUGAAAUGCUUUCGACGCGAAGGUUCGGAACAUAUUCCUGGUUGUGACGGAGAGGGCGCGGAUCGAACCAACUACUGUUACCAACCAUUUCCGGAUACUUCCGGUCCAACGGAUGGCCCUACACUGGCACCGCUUUCAGUCUCCCCAUCCAAUUCUCCUUCUUUAAUCCUAACGCUUGAUCCCACCAAUAGCUUGGGAUCUCGAGGUGGCGAAUCCGAGUCCCCUUCGACACCGACAUCAGAUAUGCCGUCGAUAUCACCAUCAGAUGAACCUUCAAUGAUACCUUCUGAUACGCCGUCAAUGGUACCGUCUGACGUGCCUUCGAUGCUGCCGUCCGACGCACCCUCGAUGAUUCCAUCUGAUAGUCCCUCAGACACGCCAUCUGAUGUUCCUUCGGACGUGCCUUCGGUGUUGCCCUCUUUUUCACCUUCUAUGAGGCCUUCUGAUACUCCUUCGACAAUGCCAUCGGAUACUCCUACCGACGUCCCCUCAGAUGCCCCCUCUGAUUCACCGUCAGAUGUUCCCUCCGACGUUCCAUCAGAUGCACCUUCUGAUGUUCCCUCCGACGUCCCUUCAGAUGCACCUUCUGACGUCCCUUCAGAUACCCCCUCUGAUGUUCCCUCUGACGUCCCUUCAGAUACCCCUUCUGAUGUCCCCUCUGACGUCCCUUCAGAUACACCUUCUGCCGUACCCUCUGAUGUCCCUUCAGGUAACCCUUCUGACGUCCCUUCAGAAACCCCCUCUGACGUCCCUUCAGAUACCCCUUCUGAUGUUCCCUCUGACGUUCCCUCUGACGUUCCCUCUGAUGUCCCCUCCGACGUCCCUUCAGAUGUGCCCUCUGACGUCCCUUCAGAUACCCCUUCUGAUGUUCCCUCUGAUGUCCCUUCUGAUACUCCCUCCGAUCUCCCAUCCGACGUGCCGUCUGAUGUACCGUCCACGAUGCCGUCUUCUACGUUAGGUGGUACCUCAUCUAAUGGGCCAGUAACGGGAAAGGGCAGUCUAGCACCAACCGGUAGCUUUUCGGGUGAGUCGAGUGGAAGGCCUUCUAAGACUCCUGGUGUGAUGGUUGAAUUGAGCGCAAGGCCAAGCGAGUCUUUUACCCCAUCUCCGACUACUUUCCCAGUACUCCUUCCUUCAAAAGUACCGUCAAUAGCUCCAUCUCGCACUGAGACCGUUGCUCCGAGCACAGCCUUCCCCACUGAGACUUCGUCAUCACUGCCCACUUUGACUACGACUGUGUCUUCAGCUCCGACACAAAUGUGCAGUAUGUCCGCAUCAGAGCGCGCAAGCACCAUCAUGGGAAUUUUGGAAGAGGACUUUAACGAUGUGAGCAGUCCUCAGUUCCGGGCGGUGGAGUGGUUGGUGCAAAUAGAUCCUCUUUCGCUUUGCCCAGGAGAUGAGAACUUGGAGCAACGAUACAUUUUGGCUGUGCUGUAUUUCCAAACCGGUGGAGAAUGGUGGACACGAUGUUCACCUAUGAGUGCUGAAGUUUGCGACCAGGGUGAAGCUUUUUUGAGUGGCGCAAAUGAAUGUGCCUGGGGUGGAGUCAAUUGCGAUUCUUCGAGUCGUGUGACGGCUCUUCACUUGGAUUCAAACAACUUAUCGGGUAGUUUGCCCAGCGAGUUGGGUCGUUUGGCAUAUUUGGUCGAACUGGACAUGGACGACAACGAGCUGACGGGUUCCAUACCGCGGAUUCUGGGACAGCUUUCUUUUUUGGAAAUUGUUGACCUGGACGACAACCAAUUGACGGGAAGCAUCCCGGAAGAAUUGUACAGUGUCAGCUCGCUGGAGAUUUUGGAUCUGGAUAUUAACCAAUUGACAGGAACUAUUUCUACCCUCAUUGGCAAUCUGGUAAAUCUGUACUAUUUGCAGAUUGACUCGAACAAAUUUACGGGCAGCAUACCGUCCGAGGUGGGCACUCUGACUCGUCUCGAAUACUUCUCCAUGACCGAUAUUCAAAUAGCCGAGGCUCUACCCGACUCGUUAUGCAGCCGCGAUACCUUGCUUUUGUUCGGAGAUUGUGAGGUUUGUGUGGUAGAAGACUGCUGCACCGCUUGUCUCGCCAAGGAGACAACUCCGUAA
This is a messenger RNA of Phaeodactylum tricornutum CCAP 1055/1, 3101 nucleotides long. RefSeq lists its product with no specific name. The record is from RefSeq and is a predicted model, not a curated record. Bases 99 to 3101 code for a protein of 1000 amino acids. NCBI's taxonomy places the organism in Eukaryota, Bacillariophyta, Bacillariophyceae, Surirellales, Neidiaceae. The transcript has a single exon. Gene Ontology annotation, molecular function: protein binding.